ACUAGGGAGGUCGAGGGGAGUGUUGCGCGGCUGCUCCUUCAGUCAUCACUCGCACCUCUGGCCGGUCACACGCCACCGUCCGUUACGCGGGUUUAGAGUGCGGCGACUAUACAAGACUAUCGGUCAUAAUACAAACAGUUCAGAAUAACUAUUUAAGUAUAUAUAUAUCUUGCUUACCAUUUCUACACGUGUUUGUCCAAUUCGGCAGUGGCCGGGUGGCUGGCCAGACUGACCUGUGUGUACUAACUGUCCGGCCCCACUAAGCCCUCCUCCUGCAGGCGUACUAUCAGGCUCCUGGCGCUGGCCUGCUGGUAGGCUCCCCACACACCCACCUCACACGUCAUGGAUCAGGUUGGUCGAGCCGUACUGCGUCGAGCCGUGCCCCUGGGCUGGCCGUGCCUGUGUCUGGCCCUCGGGCACGGCCACGCUGCCCCUCUUCGUGCCCACCUUCAGUGCAUGCCUCGUGCCCUCUACUGUAGGGCUAUGGAGCCCCCUGGCCUCGCUCUUGCUCCAGCUGCAUGUCGCUUCUUCUCUACCUCUAGAGAUUCCGACUCAUCAUGGCGGGAGAGCAUCUGCAUCUCCGUCGACUGUGAGGACGACACGGUUACGCCCAUUAACGUGGAGGAUCAGCUGUUUGACAUGUUCAAGGAUGAGUCGGAUGAAAAAGUUCACAUGGGAAAAUUUAUAGCCGCAUUAACGGAAGCAGGACUAAGAAAAUCUGACCCACGCCUGGCUGAGCUGAGAAACAAUCUACUAGAGGUCCAUGCAUCUCUAGAUAACCCUAAAGACUCAUCUGCAAGUACCCUCUCUGUUGACAAGGCAACAUUUAAGAGGGAACGGCAGUCACGCUCCCAGAGUCCAUCAACGAAUGGAUCGCCACGCCGCACUCCAUCCAUCACUUCUCCUACAUCAAGAAGGCUCGACAGACAACAGUUCAAGAAAGUGAUUCAGGACAAUAUUUUGCUAAUAUCUCGGGCCCUUAGACAUCAUUUCGUUAUUCCUGAGUGGCAUGAUUUCACUUCGUACAUUGAAGAAUUCUAUUGGUCUGCCAAGAGCCUCACACUUGGAAAGGUUGCCGCAUACAUUCCCCAACUGGCAAGAUUUAGUCCAGAACAAUGGGGUGUGUCCGUGUGUUCUGUAGAUGGUCAACGAUAUGACAUUGGUGACACAAAUAUUAAUUUCACUAUGCAGUCUUGCAGUAAACCUGUGACGUAUGGUAUCGCACUUAAUGAGUUGGGUAAUGAGAUGGUUCACACGUAUGUUGGUACGGAGCCCAGUGGUCGAAUGUUCAAUGCUAUUGUCCUCGAUUAUAAUGAUAAGCCGCACAACCCAUUAGUUAAUGCUGGCUCCAUUGUAGUUAAUGCCCUGCUGCACAGCCUUGUUAAGCCUGAGAUGUCUUCAUCUGAAAAAUUUGAUUUUGUCCAACAAUAUUUCAAGAGACUAGCAGGUGGAGAGAACAUUGGCUUCAGCAAUGGCACAUUCCUGUCCGAGCGUGAAAAUGCAGAUAGAAACUAUUCACUUGGUUAUUAUAUGCGAGAGAACAAGUGCUUUCCUGAGAAAUGUGAUCUCAUGGCUUCAUUAGAUCUCUACUUUCAGAGCUGCUCGAUGGAGGUGACGGCAGAGAGCGUGGCGGUGAUGGCGGCCACGCUGGCCAACGGGGGCAUCUGCCCCACCACUGGGGAGGAGGUCCUCAAGCCCUACGCUGUACGCGACGUCCUCUCCCUCAUGCACUCCUGCGGCAUGUACGACUACUCCGGCCAGUUUGCCUUCAAGGUGGGGCUGCCGGCCAAAUCGGGUGUGUGUGGAGCCAUCAUGCUGGUCAUCCCCAACGUCAUGGGGAUCUGCACGUGGUCGCCACCGCUUGACCUUCUUGGCAACUCCGUCAGAGGACUCAAGUUUUGUGAGGAGCUGGUGCAAGUAUUUAACUUUCACCGGUAUGACAACCUUCGCCAUGCUGCCAACAAGAAGGAUCCACGUAAACAAAAGUUUGAGUCCCGUGGCCAGAAAGUUGUGUCCCUUCUUUUCUCUGCAUGCUCUGGUGAUGUCACUGCAAUGAGGAGGUAUGCUCUAGCAGGACUUAACAUGGCCGAGAGUGAUUAUGAUGGAAGGACCGCUCUUCACCUUGCGGCUGCCGAGGGUCAUAUGGACACUGUAAUCUUCCUUCUAGAGAAGUGUCGUGUGCCACCUGCCCCAAAAGAUAGAUGGGGCCACACUCCUGCUGACGAUGCGGAACAGUUUGGACACGAGCGCGUUGCAGCAGUCAUAAGAGAGUAUGAGGAAAAGCUAGAAGCAGCCAAGAAGAAGGAUGUUAUCCAUGAAUCAGAAGAGGAAGCCCAAAUCGAACAGUAAAGAAAAAAACAAUAAUGUUACCAUUUACAAAUAGCAGUUGUAUGAGGCAUUUAAAAUUCUGUAUAUAAAAGGAUCUUCAAACUAAAUUCUAUGUUCAUUUCUAUUGAUGACAAAUUCUUUAGCAUCCAACGUAUAAAUCUUGUAUAUAUUUGGCUAUGAAAUCAUUCAAAUGCAGCAAUAAUUAUCCAUCAAAAACUUAAAUCAUGUUAGAGUUAGAUUUUAUUACUGUAAUUUCCUAAAUUGUUAGUGAAUAUAGAGCAUUCUCUCUUUAAAUUGAACUUUUCUAAGUCAAACAAUGUAAACUGAAUAUUAAAAAAAGGCUUGAUUUACUCUUGAAUACUGUAAUGUAUACAUAAUUCAACCACUGUUCUUCCAUAAUAAUAAUAGAUUAGAUGAUGAUGACUAGAAAAAGGAUGAUAAUGAUUUUUAAUGUCAAAUAGGAGAGAUGUGCAAACAUGCAUUGUACACACAUGCACAUGUAGUGUAUUUACAGGUUUGCAUUAACUAUAUUGCAUUAAAAUCUUAUAUAUUUAUUAUUAUAUAUAUUUAUAAUGAAGUAGCUGAGAGAUUUGUUUCAUAUUGGUGGAGAAUUAAGACGUGUGUGCUGGGAAGCAGGAAGAGUUGAGUGACUUCCGGGUCACUCCAGUCAUGUUGGUUUUGUGUAGUCUUAUCUUUGUAAGGAAAUUAAUACAGAAUUAACAUUUUUGACACUGUUUACUCUUCAUGUAAUGAACUAUAACUCUAUGGAGCUGUACCCGAUUCAUUACAGAUUCUGGUCAUCAUUUUCUUAACGCAAAUUAUAGUACAGUACGUAUGUGCAUUUGUGGAUUUAUAGUAUUGGUUGCACUAAAAUACAAAUUACAGUUUCAGUAAAAAUAGUGUAAUCUCUAAGGAACAGCACAUAUGGUACCAGGCUCUGUGCUAGGAUAACUGUACCAUUUAUCCGAUCAUUGUACUAUACCAUGAUAUAGGUACUAUGGCAUUACACCAGGGUACUUAUCCUGGCAUUGUACUAAGAUAGUUUUGACAUUGUACUAGGGUACAAUUAUACAGGUAUUAUAAGUGUACAAUGUGUUAAAAAUGGAUGAUGUUAAAAAUGUUCUAAACAACUUUUUUGAGCAUGUCUUUCUUUCACUUUCUGAUCUAUAUCAUGGUAGCCAAAAAAAUUUGUCUUCAGAUUUUGUGACUGUAUAAUUAUACAUGUCAAAAAGUGAUUGGUGGAAGACAGAGAAAUGUUUUGGUCUCAACUGAUUUUACCCCAGAAAUAUGUACAUUGAAACUUUAUAGCAACCUCUCUUAAGUCAACCUGUUUGGUAUCAAAAUAAUGAUUUUUCCAGCUUAGAUACCUGUACCCUGGUACAAUAUCAGUAUAAAUGAACCUAGUACAAUGUCAAUAACCUUGCUAAAUUACUAGGAUAAUUGUAUCUUGGUACAAUGUCAAAAUAACUACAGUACUUUGCUACAAUACCAGGAUAAUUGUACCCUGGUACAGUGUCAGAAUAACUGUACCCUAGUGCAAUACCAGGAUAACUGCACCCUGGUACAAUGCCAGGAUAACUGAACCCCAGUACAAUACCAGGAUAAUUGUACCCUAAUACUGUAUGUCAAUUAUACCCUGGUACAAUGCCAGGAUAACUGUACACUCAUAGUAGUACUCAUAGUACAGAAUUUGAGUUGUGUGUUGUUGUGUGUAAUAGUUCCCGGAAAACUCAAGUCCUCCUCUGAGAGGUUCUGCAGAGCCCUCAGAGAGGCAACCAGGCUGCUGCAAGAGUAGUACCAGGGGCAGCCCUUCAGGUCCUUGUCCUUGAGCUCGUGCCUCUGGCACCUUACAACCAGCUGCUUCAGGUAGAUGGGACUCGACAGCCUGGGAAGGCAACUUAUCUAGGGGGAAGGAAAACCCUGAUCUCGAACCUCUGCUGCCUCACAGCCAUACCCACUUUUGCGAUAGGCUUCAGGAGUCAACCUUGAGGAAAAAUCCGAAGCUGGAGCCCCUACUAGAGUUCGUUGUUGACUUCAACCUCGUUCUGACAGCUCUUGUGACGGCACUGGAACCAAGCUUAUGGGUGUUUGCCUUUCCACUGAACAAUUUCAGCCUCGUGGAGAUGGGGGGACCUGCUGCAUGGGUAACAGCUUCUCCUCCAUAUCGACCUACUCUGGCUUUGCUCUACAACCAGUGUGCAACUCCCUAGUCUCCCAAAACUGCAGGAUGCCUACUACUAUGAGUGUACAGUUAUCCUGGCAUUGUACCAGGGUAUAAUUGACAUACAGUAUUAGGGUACAAUUAUCCUGGUAU
Molecule: messenger RNA, 4642 nt
Organism: Procambarus clarkii (red swamp crayfish)
Lineage: Eukaryota; Metazoa; Arthropoda; Malacostraca; Decapoda; Cambaridae
Product: glutaminase kidney isoform, mitochondrial
Biological process (GO): L-glutamine catabolic process
Molecular function (GO): protein binding; glutaminase activity
Source: RefSeq, a predicted model, not a curated record